GCCCCAGGCACAGCCCACACCCAGCUGCCAUGUUACGCCGUCUGCCACCCAGGCUGCCAGUCAGGAUGUGGAGCAGGACAUCAGAGAGUCAGUCAUGGAGGACCAGCAAUGAGACGCCUCCGCCAUGCCUUAUCCACAGACUGGACCACAUUGUGAUGACAGUAAGGAACAUCGAGGACACUGCCAUGUUCUACUCCAAGACCCUGGGCAUGGGGGUCACUACCUUCAAGGGAGACCGGAAAGCAUUGUGCUUUGGUGACCAAAAGAUUAACCUACACGAGGCGGGAAAGGAGUUUGAACCCAAGGCAGCUCACCCUGUUCCGGGCUCCCUGGACAUCUGUCUAAUCACAGAAACACCUUUGCAGGAGGUGGUCCAGCAUCUCAAGGCUUGUGACGUACCCAUUGAGGAGGGUCCGGUCCCCAGAACUGGAGCAAAAGGACCUAUCAUGUCCAUCUACUUCCGGGAUCCUGACAGAAAUCUGAUUGAAGUAUCCAACUACAUUGCCUCCUGAUUGACACUGACUCUCUUCCGUUCCGUACCCUAUAACGGCAUCAUCUCCUUUCCUUCUGCAUUCCUUUACCGAGUCACAGAGACCUUGCAACACUAAGAAGUUUGGCUCUUCACACAUCCUGUAAAAGGGACCUGUGGUGUUUUGAAUGUGAAAUGUUCCCCAUGCCCUCAUGUGUUUGUGUUUUUAAACCUCAGACUCAAUCUCCAGCUGGUGGCAAUGUGGGAGAUGGUCUUGCCCAACCCCCCUUGCCAAAGCUGGCUCACUUUAGCUAAUACAUCUCAGAAGCUGGGGCAAAAUAUGAUGCCUAAACAGUUCUCUGCCAUGCCAUGAUGAAUCUUCCCGUCAAGACUGU
Messenger RNA from Jaculus jaculus (lesser Egyptian jerboa), 864 nucleotides. It is a transcript of the gene Glod5, whose product is annotated as glyoxalase domain containing 5. Lineage: Eukaryota; Metazoa; Chordata; Mammalia; Rodentia; Dipodidae. The coding region runs from base 30 to 512 and encodes 160 amino acids. The record is from RefSeq and is a predicted model, not a curated record. The transcript has 4 exons.